Messenger RNA from Rhododendron vialii, 1058 nucleotides. RefSeq lists its product as uncharacterized. NCBI's taxonomy places the organism in Eukaryota, Viridiplantae, Streptophyta, Magnoliopsida, Ericales, Ericaceae. Bases 166 to 600 code for a protein of 144 amino acids. The transcript is spliced from 2 exons. The record is from RefSeq and is a predicted model, not a curated record.
AUUUCUUCCACAACUUAAAAACCAAUAAAGAAAGUCCCCCCUCCCCUCCAUGCUAUUUAUUUAUCUAAUUGUCUCCCUGUAAGACCCAAUCCCCCUCCCAAAAAGAAAAACUCAUCGCCUCUGUUUCAACUCUCUCUCUCUCUCUCUCUCUCUCUCUCUGUGGACAUGUCUUCAAUCUUGAAUUCACAAGGGGUGGUUCUGGCAACCGCUAUGGCGGUCUCAGGCACCGUCAUCCUCCUCGCCCUCCGCCUCCAGAAGUCUUUUCCGGCCGCCCAAUUCCAGUCCUCAUCACCCCAACUCCCCAGAUCAUGCAUCUCUUCAGACGGGAAGAAGAGAGAGAAAAAGAAGAAGAGGGUCCAAUUCGCGGAGGACGUAGUGGACCCAGUUGGGAAUAGCGACAAAUUCAGGAGGCAACACAACAACAACAACAAUACCACCACCACCACCACAAACAGCGAAGGUUUGUAUUCGAAUUCGUCAUCAAAGGAGGAGAGAGAGAAAAAGAGAGAAGUACGAGGAAUGCCGGCAAACAGGGUUGCCCUGUAUAAUGGGAUUCUUAGGGACCGUUUGGUCCAUCAUAGGUUAGCCUAUUCCUAUUAAUUGGGGAGAAAACAUUUUUGUGUUACGGUGAGGUGGUGUCCACCGAUCCCUUCACGCUCGGCCGCGUGUGUUUGACAUGAGACCGGGGCUAUGUUGGCCGACUUCUCAGCCCUGCAAGCUUGGCCUCGGAUCCCAGCUCGAGCACAUGCAGCCGAGCUUGAGUAGAUGGCACGAGUACACAAAAUACUUUUCUCUUAAUCGGGACUUCUAAAUUUCUUGAUGCCUGGGUACAUUUCCUGAUUCACCCCUCUGUUUUGUUUAUAUACUUAACUUUUUUUAAGCACUAGAAUUUGGUGACCCGUGAAGUAUUGCACGUGGGAUUGAUGCAGGGCUUUAGUGUUUUUGUUUUAAACUUUUGGGGAUUUUUUUGUAGAGUUUAAAUCAAUUCCCUUGUAAAUGAAUUGUGGAUAAACUUCCCUUGAAAAUGGAUGUUAUAUAAGUGCAGGGGCAUUUUCGUA